UAUAAAAAAUUGUCAUAAAUAAUUAAACUGCAAAUACUGCACUGAAAUUGAAUGACCUAAUGAACAAGAGAGAAGACAAUGGACUCCUAAGACAAUUGGAGCUAAGUCUAGCAGAUUAACUUCCAGCUGCCAGCCCACGGAAACCCAAAAGCCCAUGUCAAUUCAACACCCAGCAGCUCGAACUGAUUCGGUUAGUUAAACCACAAGGAAGAAAGGAAGUAAACAGCAGAACAGCAAUUGGAGAAAGCAAAGAUGGAAGGCGGAAUUGAAGAAGGAGAAGCACAGCUGCCAGCAACCCGAACUCCGCAUAUAAAAAAACGAGUUCUAAAGAACAAAGCUUUGGCGGUAUCUUUCAACGAAAAAGAUCUCAGGGAUUUUGUAACUGGGUUUCACAAGAGGAAGAAGAAGAGGAGAAAAGAAGCCCAAAAACAGCAAGAAGAGGUCUUGCGGCGCAAGCGCAUCGAGGAGCGUAAAAAGAGGAAACUGGAAAGACAACUUGUUUUAUAUGGAGGAGCUCCACCACCAUCUGAUGAAAGCGAUGAGGACCACGGAGAUGAUCAAGAUAUCGAGACAAUCGCAUCAGUAAAUGGGACAGUGGAGUAUGUCAAUGAAGACGUGAAAGUGACUGUGACAACUAGUGAGAUCUCCCGAGAAGAUGAGGAUGGCCAAGGUGGAGUAAUGCAGAAAGCAGUGCCGCCAACUGUGACCGGAGUUGAAAAGAGGCACAAUUUAGCUGUAAGCAAAAAGAAGCCAUUCAAGAAAGUUUCAAAGCACAAGGCGCGGUCGAAUACACAUAAUAAAAGGGACAGAAAGAAGGGAAAGAAAAAGAACAAGAAACGGUAGUUGUGUUCCCACCAAUAGGAUUGGAUUGAAGUUGCUUUUGUACUGGGAGGAAUAGAGAACAUAACUAGCUAGAUUGCUUAUACAUCAUGCUAGGGCAUGGGAGAUAUUGAGAUUCUUUCAUAGUUUGGCAGUAAAGCUUAGUUGAUGGAAUACUUAUUCUUUUCCAACAAUAUAAUCACUACCAAACAAUUUGCUGAA
Molecule: messenger RNA, 1041 nt
Organism: Ricinus communis (castor bean)
Lineage: Eukaryota; Viridiplantae; Streptophyta; Magnoliopsida; Malpighiales; Euphorbiaceae
Product: ribosomal RNA-processing protein 17
Exons: 4
Coding region: 253-843 (196 amino acids)
Cellular component (GO): nucleolus
Molecular function (GO): RNA binding
Source: RefSeq, a predicted model, not a curated record